Messenger RNA from Caenorhabditis briggsae, 1443 nucleotides. Gene Ontology annotation, molecular function: transmembrane transporter activity. NCBI's taxonomy places the organism in Eukaryota, Metazoa, Nematoda, Chromadorea, Rhabditida, Rhabditidae. The coding region runs from base 1 to 1443 and encodes 480 amino acids. Gene Ontology annotation, biological process: transmembrane transport. The transcript is spliced from 8 exons. The record is from RefSeq and is a predicted model, not a curated record.
AUGCCUUCAGAAGUCGUCCACCCAACGUCUUCUGCUUCUGACGAUGAGCAGCUACCGUAUUCCGAAUUUCCAGAAAUCCGAAAAACCUCGAAUUUUGUGUUUUGGAACCGAACCAGGAUUUAUAUUAUGGUUUUAACAUUGUCAUGUCUAACAUUCAUCCAGAUGAAUACAUUGACAUUCAAUUUCACAGUGAUUUGUAUGGAAGAUAUUGUGGAGGACCAUCAUAGAGUUUAUAAUUAUACAGACACCCACUGGUUCGAGCGAAACACUGAAAAAUCGUUGCUCUUCUCAGGAGCAGCGAUUGGCGGAUUACUGGGACUUGUCCCUGCAGUUCCACUGAUAACUUCCCUCGGUUUGAGAAAUGUACAAACCAUAUCCGGAAUCAUUUCUUCCUGUGGUGCUUUAUUUUUCCCUCUGGCCAUUUCCAUCGGUUUUUAUACGUCAUUUUUGUGUCGUAUUCUUCAAGGAAUCGGCUCAGCAAUAAUGUUCACCACAGUUGGCGUGGUGCCAGGUGUCUGGGCGCCAAGCAGUGAGGCGAAUACAUUCAUGGCUAUACUGUCAUGUGCUCUUCAGCUGAGCAAUAUCAUUUGUAUGCCGGUUUCGGGACUUCUUUGUGAAUCUUCACUCGGUUGGAGAUCUAUUUAUUAUCUUUUCGGUGCAUUGACACUUUUCGUUUAUGUCGUUUUUUGGUUCACUUAUACGGAUGACCCGAAAUUACAUAGAAACGUUUCCCAAAAGGAACUCGGAAAAAUUUCGACAGGAAAAAUCGAGAAAAUCAAAGAAUCAGUACCAUAUUGGGCGAUUUCCACGGAUCCAACAGUUCUAAUCACAUGGAUUUCAUGUUUCGGCGGAAAUAUGGGAUUUUUCGUUUUAUCACUUUAUGGACCAACUUAUUUGAGAGAUAUUCUGAAGUUUGAUGUCAGGGAAACUGGAUUUUUAUCAGCGUUGCCCUUCAUUUUAUCAGCAGUUAUCAAAUUUACGGCUGGACAAGUUUCAGAUAAAUUGACGUUUUUGUCUGAAAAGGCUCGAUUUGUAUUUUUCGCGGCAACAUCUCAAAUUGGAUUUGCUGCUGGUCUAGUGGUUAUGGCAUUUACGUCAAAUCGUCUAAUUGCACAAAUCGCGUUCAAUUUUGCAAUUGUUUCGUCUGGGUUGAAUAUUAUGGGUGUCAUCAAAUGUAUACAAUUGCGCUGCCUCCAACAUGUGCAUUUUGCGAUCGCUGUGAUUUCAUUCACAGCUUAUGUUGUACAGUUUUUGGCGCCAAUCAUCGUCAGUAUAAUUUGCCCGGAUAAUACUUCUGACCAGUGGACCAUUCUCUUCCUGUUCAUCACUGGUAUCAUUAUUGUGUGCAAUGCUGGAUUCCCAUUCAUCACAAAAUCAGAAGCAGCGGAUUACACGAAACCGAGGAUCGUACAAUUGAAAAAUAUUAAUUUUUUGAAAAUUUGA